Messenger RNA from Sardina pilchardus (European sardine), 1046 nucleotides. RefSeq names its product ras-related protein Rab-26-like. The transcript has 7 exons. Gene Ontology annotation, molecular function: GTP binding; GTPase activity. NCBI's taxonomy places the organism in Eukaryota, Metazoa, Chordata, Actinopteri, Clupeiformes, Clupeidae. The record is from RefSeq and is a predicted model, not a curated record. Bases 480 to 1046 code for a protein of 188 amino acids. Gene Ontology annotation, biological process: regulation of exocytosis.
AAAAGACUCGCACUGUGUGCGCGAGGGAGCUGUCAGCUAUACUCGCGGUAGGCGCUGGAUGGGCUCGUGCGCUCUGCGCUCAUUAACACCGUAGCUCGGCGCGCGACCACUGGGACACGUCGCUCUAGGAUCGGAAGGACCGCGCGACACUACCUGUGUGCACUCGCGCAGAUACAGCCAUCACAAAGCUCGCGGCAAAGAAGCAAACAUCCGCCUUCUGUUGUAAACGGCGAACACCAGCAGAGAUAGCAAAGUCGCAGGUGCGUUCUUUUUAUUACUACUUACAGAAAUAAGCACCACGCUGAAAGACAUGAUCCAGAACCACGGGUUAAAGUUGCUUUGAAAAAUUUCGAAGAGACACCCGGAGACUAACCAGCCGCUCGCUUCUGAUAACGAGACUACAUGAUUCAUUAUUUUGGAAAAUAGCGUACUUUUGGUCACAACUCGAACCAGAAACGGAGAUCCUAACGCGCGGAAAGAUGUCCAGGAAAAGGACGAGCAAAGGCCGGGCGGGAAGCAGCAGCACACCCAGCUCGCCGAACAACAACACAGAGGGCGGCAAAAGUGGCAAAGGUGCGGGCGCCCCGGGUCAGAGCAACGGCGCGGUGCACCCCAGCCGGCCGUCUCUCAGCAACAGUGGCGAGUUCUACGACCUUGCUUUCAAAGUGAUGCUGGUGGGAGACUCUGGCGUGGGGAAGACCUGUCUGCUGGUGCGCUUUAAAGACGGAGCCUUCCUGGCCGGCAGCUUCAUCUCCACCGUGGGCAUCGACUUCAGGAACAAGGUGCUGAGCAUUGAUAGUGUGAAGGUGAAACUGCAGAUCUGGGACACAGCGGGGCAGGAGCGGUUCAGGAGUGUGACUCAUGCCUACUACCGUGAUGCUCAUGCCCUUCUCCUCCUGUAUGAUGUCACCAAUAAAGCCUCCUUCGACAACAUCCAGGCGUGGUUAACUGAGGUUCAUGAGUUUGCCCAGAAGGAUGUGGUGCUAAUGCUCCUGGGGAACAAGUGGACCAGGCGGAAAAUGUGGAUCCUGUCCCGUAAUACAUGA